Molecule: messenger RNA, 3120 nt
Organism: Blastomyces dermatitidis ER-3
Lineage: Eukaryota; Fungi; Ascomycota; Eurotiomycetes; Onygenales; Ajellomycetaceae
Product: DNA-directed RNA polymerase I subunit RPA49
Exons: 5
Coding region: 1372-2868 (498 amino acids)
Biological process (GO): transcription elongation by RNA polymerase I; RNA polymerase I preinitiation complex assembly; nucleolar large rRNA transcription by RNA polymerase I
Cellular component (GO): RNA polymerase I complex
Molecular function (GO): DNA binding
Source: RefSeq, a predicted model, not a curated record
CAAAACCAGCUGAGUCAGCCACGCACACUACAAAGCAACUCCAACGCUCUCUCUCCUUCUUCCUCUUAGCAACCAUCCCCCUCAUCGUCAAAGAAGUUCAAAACUCUGCGAAGAUGAGAGCUAAGUGGAGAAAGAAGCGCGUUCGACGGCUGAAGCGUAAGCGCAGAAAGGUCCGGGCUAGAAGCAAGUAAACAACUCGACCACUCCGUCUCAGCUUUUUCUCCGUCCAUGCAUUAAGUCAUGCUCCCCUCCGAGCUGAAAUGAAACCGCACACCGAUUGAAUUCCCUCCCCCCAAACAAAAGCAAAAAGAACAUGAAACUCGAACGAAUACGAUCAUCUUAAACGAACACACCACGAUUGCCCUAUCUCUUUUCCUUUCGCCUAGUCAUAAAAGCAGUAGCUCAGAUGCCUUUUCCAUUUUUCAGCAUCCCAACCCGUUCUGAGCUCCGCCUUUUUUUAUUUAUCUUACUUCUUAACGAAGAGUUACGACAAGGAAAGAAAUUUGACGACAUGAAUUUCUUGUUUUUUGAUUGGCUUUUUUUCAUUUAAAACGUUCGGUUGCGGGAAAUGGGGGUUGGGGAAGGAGGAAGAGGCGCUAAAUGGAAAACUCACAUAUGUCUUUUGUCGCCUUUGAUUCCUUCAAAUCGAAGGGUCUGAUUUUUGUGUGGAUGGGAGGGAGCUGGUCAAUUCCCCCCCCCUUUCCUGAUAUGUUUUAAUUUCCACUUUUCUUCUCUUCGCUUGCGAUUUGUUCUCGUCUUAAACAGGGGGAGUGCAGAUCAAGGUGAAGGAAGAAAGGGGAAACAUCAACAUUGUAGGAAUUACGGAGCUGUUGGGGUUUACUUAAAAUAAUACAAGGCUAAUUUUUUUUUUCUUCUCGUCUAUUGAUCAUCUUUGUUUCUGAAUUUCUUAAUGGCAGUUUCUUUGCCUUGCUUGUUCGUGCCUCAUUUUCUAACUCUGGGACGAGUGCGCGGGGUGUGGCCCUUCAUAAGUGUGGCCUUAGCUCUCAUCCUGUGACUAUAAAUCCAUUUGUCGAAAAAUUCAAGUAAUAUUAUUUUUUCCAAUCGUAGGAUUACGGGUAAAUAGUCCAUUCCAUCAAUGGAUUUAUUUGUUGGUUGAUUGCCGUGGUGUUGAUCAGCGUUUAGUGCAAAAUCUUCGCCGGGAAAUAUUUUAGCGGUGGAGAUUUUAUAUAUUUUAUAUAAUUUUUCUCUCUCCGCCGCCCCAACACCCGGACAGCAGCACCAGAACGCCGCAAACUAACCGCCACCAAGCCGCCUCCAAAAAGAGCCAAUUUCUUUAUUAAAGACGUUUUUUAAUCCUACCUUCGAGCAUUUGAAGAAAUUGUAAAGCCCACACACAUAGCAAAACCGACCAUGGGCAUCCACCACAAAGCGGAGAAGAAGCGAAAACGAGCUUCUGAAAAGCCCGACCGACCCAGCAAGAAACCUGCUCUUGCGGCGCCUGUUGUCCCCGCGGUCAAGGUUCAGUUUGUGCAGAAUACGAAUGGGGCGGUGCCUGUUAUAGCCUCUACACCGGGUAUCAGCAGCAUCCCCAGCUCCAUCCCCCUAACCGCAUAUUCAAGGCCGCGCCAAAACCGACAAAAGCACAAGACAACUACAAACACAACCCUGUCAACUUCCGAAAUCCUCUUGCAAUCAUCCGCACACCCAAGGAUAGACUUCCUUGGCAAAGAGGGCGAGAAUGAGCUGGAUACUCUCUGGAACCACUAUGUGGCAGUCUAUGACCCGGACGCGGGCAAGCUGGAGCUCGUGGAGGCUAGAAAGAUGACGGUGCGCGGGUGUGUGAGGCGCGUGGCUAGGAAGGCUAUUAAUGAUGGGGAGAGUGAUGGGGAUGUUGUUACGAAAUCAAACUGGGCCCAACGCACCGCCCUCACCGAAGCCUUCGGCACCAAACAGUCCCGCAAAGCCAUCCAAUCCAUCGCAGAGAACGCCCUCCUCUCCAACGCCCCCGCCGGCUCCGGCCCCACCCCCGCAGAAUCCGCCCUCCUCUCCUCAAUCCCCAAGGAACAUACUUCUACCUCCGUCUCCGGCUCCCCACAAAAGUCCGCCCAGUCCGAAAUCCAAGCCGCAAAACCCCUCCCGCAACCAAACCUCUCCGCCACGCACCCGUCGCAGGUCUACGCGAUCGACACCUUGGUGCCCAACGGCCUCUCGACCCUGCGCACCAUGCCCGUCCACGAGUGGCAGGCCGCCAUUGGCGCGGGGGAGCCUGUGCUUUCCUCCUCGCGCUUCGUGGCGCAUCGGGUCAACCACGUCGUGCGGUCGGGCGAUGUGACGCAGCUGCAAUUGCUGCGCUACAUCAUGAUCCUGAUCGAGCUGUCGCGGUCGCUGAAGCCGAGUCGCGGGGCCGGGUCGGCAGCGGUAGCGGCGGGGAGCAAGAAACUGCCGCCCCGCGAGGAUCUGCGGCGCAUACUUUCUUCCUCCUCCUCUUCCUCCUCCUCCGCCGCCGCCACCGCCGCCGCCGUGACAAACAAACAAACCCACCUCCCAGACUCCUUCCUCGACGCGCUCCGCCGCAAAUUCGUCCCCCAACGCACCUUCCUCUCCAAAACAGACAUCACCUUCCUCCACACAACCAUCUGCGCGCUCUCCUUGCACAUCCCGCCCGAAGCAGGGUUUGCGCCCAACGAACUGGCCACGGACCCGGCGGAUCUGCGCGAUGACCUGAGCCUCGAGUACCAGACCAUCCAGCAGUAUUUUAGGGAGCUGGGGUGCAAGGUGGAGAAGCCGAGGGAGAGCGAGUUUGCGAAGUGGGGGGUUAGGAGUAAGGUUGAGGCGGGGGCGAGGCGGAUUGCGAGGUUGAGGGUUCCGGUGGAGUUUCCGAAGGUUAGUAGGGGGGGGAGGAGGUGAGGUUUUGGUGGGAAGGGCUUUUUUCUUUAUUUUUUUGUUUUUUUUAGGGGGGGAGAAAGGGGAGGGAGGGGACUUUGUUCUGUAUUCAUUCAGAACUUCUUGUGGUUUGAAUGGAUAGUUAGUCGGGCUGCGUAUUCUGUGAUGCCUGUUUUUCUUUUAUCUUUUCUUUUCUUUUCUUUUCUUUUUAAUUUUCCUCUCCUUGCAUUUGGAGGGGGAUACGUAUAAUCUCCUUACCAUCUCUUAACUCGUUCU